Messenger RNA from Glycine soja, 1478 nucleotides. RefSeq names its product E3 ubiquitin-protein ligase RNF181-like. The transcript has 2 exons. The coding region runs from base 184 to 891 and encodes 235 amino acids. NCBI's taxonomy places the organism in Eukaryota, Viridiplantae, Streptophyta, Magnoliopsida, Fabales, Fabaceae. Gene Ontology annotation, molecular function: ubiquitin protein ligase activity. The record is from RefSeq and is a predicted model, not a curated record.
AAAACAAAAGCAUAGAGAAAUGAACCGUUGAACUAUUGAAGUCGGUGCGGGCCCCACUUUCUCUCUCUCUCUCUCUCUUAAUCCCCAUUCUUCAUACACCGAACCACACGCAACAAACACUCAAUAGUAGUGCUUCUUCACUUCUUCCAUUCUCCGCCACCGCCACCACAACUACCACCACGGAUGGCGGCGACGGCGACGGCGACGGCGGAAGCGAAAACCUACUGGUGCCACGAGUGCGACAUGAGCGUGUCCCUGACUCUCCCACCCUCCCCUCUCCUCUGCCCUCACUGCCACACCCACUUCCUUGAACUCAUGGACUCCCCAAGCCUCUCCCAAGAAAACGACGCCGAAUCAUCCCUCUUCGAUGUCGUUUUUCAAGACGCACUCUUACUCCUCAACCCUAACCCUAACCCUAACCCUAAGCCACUUCCCUCCAAACCCCUUCCCCUCCCCUCCCUCCACGUCACCCCCUCCCUCCUCUCCUCCCUCGACCCCAACGGCGUCGUUCUCUGCGCCGUCUGCAAAGACCAAAUUACCCUCAACGCCCAAGCCAAACAAUUGCCCUGCCAACACCUCUACCACUCCGAUUGCAUCACGCCGUGGAUAGAACUCAACUCGUCGUGUCCGCUAUGCAGGUUUCGGUUGGAGGAAGAAGAGGAGGAAGGUGGUGACGCCGACGCUGACGCCGACGCCGUUAUGACGGAGAUCAGGAGGGAGAUCAUUGCGAGGCUGACGGAGCUGACGGAGGAGGAUUUCUACGGGCUCAGGACCACGCUCAGCCACAUUGCCUCGCGCCACGCGCUCAUCGAAGAGAACCAGAAUCAUCGCGCGCAGAUUGGCGAGCCUCGCGGCGGCGGCGGUGGAGGUGGCGGCGAUUCGGCUUGCUGAUAACGACGUUUACAAUAAGGUAUAUAGUUUAUUAAAUAAUGUUGAAGUUGUAUCACCAUAGAUCGUCUUAUCAAGUGUAAAUCUGCACCGACGAUUAUGCUGCUUUUGUUCUUUUCCCUCCUUUUUUGGGAAUCUCCAACUAGCUAGUUGUAGUGCUAUAGCCAAAAAUACAAUAAAUUUGAUGGAGUGCACGAGUAAUGUGCAUUUCUCCUCCAUCUUCCACUCUCUCUAUGUUGGUCACUUGGUCUUGGAACUGGAUUUCCUUACCCAAAUUUCCCUUCCAAUUUAGGCAAUAAAAUCUUGUGUAAAACUUGGCUUUCUUUUGUGCUGUGUCUGAAUUGUCCAAGUGGAUGAUGGAUCCUUCCCACUGAAUCAUUUUGUUCACAAUUUUGUUUUUUGUUAUGGAUUUACAGUAGAUGAUAUUUUUUCCUGCCAAUAUUGCUGUAGUUAUGGUAUGAGAUUGUUGAGGGAUUGAAUCAUUUGAGUGUGGAUGUGUACUAUUGAAUAGCCUUAAAAUGCAUAUUUUGUUGUGGUGUGUAAGUUUUGUUCUGAUCUUUACUCAUGUAAUGAAUGCAGCUGGUUAAUUA